Molecule: messenger RNA, 495 nt
Organism: Paracoccidioides lutzii Pb01
Exons: 3
Coding region: 1-495 (164 amino acids)
Source: RefSeq, a predicted model, not a curated record
AUGGCCACGGGGGCAUAUUCCCAGGGACAGUCCCUGACGCUGGCUAUUGAUAUUGCGAAGUACAAGCACAAUAAGUCUGGUCCACGGGUUCCACCCGCGGUACAUGGGCAAAGCAUCCCGACAGGACGUUUCCGAUUAGUCUGGAGAGACAUGCAUAUAUUACCAGACGCCUUUUAUGUUAGCGACAGACAAGGUGCUCCUUGCCCCAGUUCACCGAGUUUUUGUCAGUUACGGGGGUUUAGCCAGCAAUCGACCGAAACGUUCGGUACCUUACCAUACCUUACAAUACCCCCCCCCCCCCUCUUCCUUGGCAGCAAAAGCUCGCGGGCGUAUGGACGUUGUGCCCGACAUAUUGAAUAUGCCGCCGCCAAGCCCUCUCAGCCAUCCGUAUUUGACGCGAUAAAUUAUGAUACGGCGUACACAGAUACCGUAUCCGCCACCACAAAGCAAUAUUUGCAUGCGACCAUCUGCGACCGUCUGCAGCUUACCCACUGA